AUGGGGGCAUUGUCUCUUCUUACUGGCUUCGUUGUGCGCACACGGACCACUAGUGGGAGCUGGCUGGGCUACGUGUCCAGAUCAGACCCUCGUGGAGCAUUACCAGCUUGGUUGGUCAACAGGGUGACGGCGCAGCUGGCUCCACGCCUUGUUCACCAACUGCAUGCUGCAGCACGGCGAUAUCCUGGUUGGAAGGCUCUGACAGAUCUACCCUACCAUAAGCCCUGGAGGCACCCUGAGCAAGUGCCAUCGUAUAGGAUUUCAUUAGCCGAUUGCAUAGACCCUGACGCACCGCCUCCUCCGGAGGAACCGAAACCGGACACCUCUAAAAAUAAGCUAGUAGUGCCGUCAACAAGAGAAAUUGAAAGCCACAGCGUUGAAGAUCUUGGAGACAUAUCAUCAGAAUUCAGCGUAGAAGUAGAAGAGGAACUGCCAGAUUUAACCCAAGACCCAACUAAGAAAAAAGGCAAAUUCUAUAAACUCGUUAAGUCAAUGAAAAAUAGAAGAAAAAGCGUACAAGUUGCUAAGAGUGCUGAUAAUCUUGUUGACAGUAAACCCCUAGAAGAUAAACAGGAGAAAAAGAAAGGUUUUAAAUUUCAUCGCAGAUUUAGUCUCAGUAGAGGUAGAGAGGAUUGACCAUAUUUUAUUGAUUGAUCCAAAAACACAAUAUCAAACUGAUACACUCCAUAUCAUAUAUGUAGUUAAAAAUUUUUGUUAAAACCUAUUUAUUUAUAUUAAAAACAAAUUUUAACCGUUAGACUGACACGUUCUUUGAAAUGAAAAACAUAUUUUAACAAAAAAGGAUAUAAAAAAUUUGGUACCUUAAAUACAUAGCAAUAUAAGAAAAAACAGUUUAUACGAGUAUUUCAGUAAAUUAUUAAAUAGGAAAUAUCACUGACGAAAACUAUCAUUUCACGGACAUUCUACAAUUCCAACUCAGUUAUAUAUAUUCUAAAUAAGUAUAAUAUGUACUCAAUGUAUCUUUGUUGUUUGAAAAUAUUUACAUAUCUUACACAAACGCACAUGUAAGUUUGAUGGAGGUUAAGAUUAGAUAAUUGCUAUGGCUCGCCUGAAUCUUUCUUCUAG
Messenger RNA from Achroia grisella, 1086 nucleotides. RefSeq lists its product as uncharacterized. Lineage: Eukaryota; Metazoa; Arthropoda; Insecta; Lepidoptera; Pyralidae. The coding region runs from base 1 to 636 and encodes 211 amino acids. The transcript has 4 exons. The record is from RefSeq and is a predicted model, not a curated record.